Molecule: messenger RNA, 1692 nt
Organism: Bactrocera oleae (olive fruit fly)
Lineage: Eukaryota; Metazoa; Arthropoda; Insecta; Diptera; Tephritidae
Source: RefSeq, a predicted model, not a curated record
AAAUUAUCUGCAGAAUGCUGUUAAGGAUCUAGAUGAAAGCCUUAACGUCAUAAUGUAUCAAGAUCCUUAUAAUUUAUGAUUUAAGUAAUACUCGUAUCGAAGAUAAAAACUGUCAAAAAAGCUUAAGAAGAAGCAUUACGUGUUUUAGGAAGAGCAAACCGAUCAAAACUACAAAUUCGCCUCAAAACUAAAACUGACAACUGAAAUUCUAGAAAUUAUUUAUUAUAAAUUCUACAAAGCAUUUGCUACGCCAAGCAUGAAAGAACCGCACGUAAAUGAUGAUUAUGAUCCUUAUCAGCAUCGUAAGGUCGAGAAUCCCAUGAGGUACGCUUAAUUUCGAGGUUUACAUCAGUCUGCUGAAGGCCUCUAUCGGCAUUGGUUGCUUAGCCAUGCCCAAAGCCUUUCAAGCAGCUGGUUGGCUGAACGGCCUGAUCAGCACCGUUGUGAUCGGCUCGAUCGUUAUAUUCGCGCUGCAUGUGUUGGUAAAUGAGAGCAAGCUGUGUUUGUGAUAAAUUUGAAAUCCUGCUAUUUCGCAGUUAUGUGGCAUGUACGAGCUGAGCAAGCGGAAGCGUGUGCCGCAAUUGAACUAUCCAGACUCGAUGGCGUUUGCGCUGGAGUCGGGACCGAAAUGCUUGCGCUUCUUAAGCGAAACUGCGCGCUCCACAAUCGACUUUGUAUUGGGCUUCUAUCAUUUUGGUGUUUGCUGCGCUUAUGUCGUCUUCAUUGCCGACAAUCUGAAAGAGUUGCUCGACUUUUAUGGCUACGAUAUCGACACACGCUUUUAUAUCUUUGCACUUUCUAUACCAUUGUCGGCGAUUUAUUUUGUGCGCGAUCUGCGUAAUCUGGUGCCGUUCAAUGCGGUUGCGGACGCCAUGAUUUGCUUUAGUUUCAUCAUUGUAUUCUCUUACAUAUUCACGGAAUUACCUUCGUUGGCUGAGCGAAGUGCUUUCGGCAAUUUGAAGUCGUAUCCUCUAUUCUUCGGCACGGUACUCUUUGCCAUCGAAUCUGUUGGUGUGAUCAUAUCCGUUGAAGCUAAAAUGAAAUUCCCGAAGGACUAUUUAGGCUUAUAUGGCAUUCUAAAUAUGGGCUUGAUCACCUCGCUCAUAUUAUAUGUAUUGAUUGCGUUUUUUGGCUACUGGCGUUAUGGUGAGAAAGUCAAGGACAGCAUCACCUCAAAUCUACCGAUGGAAGAUUACUUUCCCCGCUUGGCCAGGUUAAUGUUUGCAGUGGCUAUAUUCUUAUCGUUUGCCCUACAAGGUUAUAUAACCAUCGAGGUGUGUUGGCGACGCUACUCGGAAUAUAUGAAUUUAAAGCAAUCGCAUCCCUUGGAAUAUGUGCUACGCAUCGCUAUUGUGCUAGGCGCAGUGCUCACCGCCGUAAUGACUUCGCACUUGGCUUUGAUACUCUCGCUCGUCGGCUCUUUCUCACUCUCUUAUCUCGGCUUGAUAUUCCCCGGUUUGAUGGACUUUUGCUUGCGCUACGGCCAGGGAUUUGGCCCUUAUAAGAUCUAUUUGUGGCAAGAUAUUGCUUUGAUGAUAUUUGGCUUUAUUGGCGGCGCUAUAGGCACUUGGUUCUCGCUGAGCGAUCUCUAUGCAAAUUACCAAUUACAACAAUAAGGCUGGAUUGCACUGACCACUAAGUGAAAAAUAAUGGCAAUCGAUAAUAAUAAAUGUUGCAAGUAAUGCAAAGUCA